AUGUCAAGGGGUCCUGGGACACUUUUGUCACAAUGUUAUAUAUAUGAAAUGGUAGCGCGAAAAAUUGUCUAUCGAAUGAUAUAUAGGGUGUCCAUAGUAUAUUGUACUUUACGCUCUACUCCGAUGGAAAAACAGUUUCAUGUAUUACUUCAAAAACCUAAUGAGAUUGGAGAACGUUUAUUAAAGUACAGUCAAUUAUUUUUACAAUCAGUUCUUCAUAUUGAUAUGGGUUCAACAGAUAAUGUACAAUUAUUAAAUGAAAUAGUGUAUUGUCUUUGUUUAUUUCAGUUUUAUUAUUUUUCACAAACAGCUAUCUAUUUACUAUGUGAAACAGUCAUCUAUUUUGAAUUAGAUUCAUCCCCAACAUGGUAUAUAAUAGAAGAUCAUUUAGUUUUAUUUCAGUAUAUGAAGACAAUUAAUAUAGAUGAAAUUUUUUGGUCAGAAUCAGACGAAAAAUAUUUAUCAGUGCAAUUCGUUAUGAAUUCUUUACAGACAAUUGACAAAGAGUUAUAAAAAAAAAGACGUUUGGCAGAACGCAAGAGACUUAUCCUGCUUUUUCAAGGACUGCUUUUUCUUACUCCCGACGACAGAUUCAGAGAAUUUUUUCAAUGUUCUACGAAAAAUAGUUUCUUCUUCGGAAGUCGUCUUUAUCCAUCUGCUCUUGCGUGACCUU
This is a messenger RNA of Didymodactylos carnosus, 673 nucleotides long. NCBI's taxonomy places the organism in Eukaryota, Metazoa, Rotifera, Eurotatoria, Philodinida, Philodinidae. The record is from the annotation of a GenBank genome assembly.